CCUUGCGUCUAUUGUUAAGGCGGAACCAUGGCCGACCAGACCGAGAGGGCGUUCCAGAAGCAGUUUGGUGUGACUGGCUGCUUCAAGAGCAAGGAGAAGAAGGCUCCGGGCAAGAGCGGCCACCGCUACUACAAGCAGAUUGGCUUGGGCUUUAAGACCCCCAAGGAGGCCAUUGAGGGCCACUACAUCGACAAGAAGUGCCCAUUCACCGGCAAUGUUUCCAUUCGCGGCCGUAUUUUGUCGGGCGUGGUGAAGUCGACGAAGAUGAACCGCACCAUCAUCGUCCGCAGGGAUUACCUGCACUACGUGAAGAAGUAUGGCAGGUACGAGAAGCGCCACCGCAACAUCGCGGCUCACGUCUCCCCCUGCUUCCGCGUGAAGGAGGGUGACAGCGUUGUGGUCGGUCAGUGCAGGCCCCUGUCGAAGACCGUCCGCUUCAACGUCCUGCGUGUGACACCUCAGGGGUCGUCUGCCAAGAAGGGCUUUUCGUCUUUCUAAGCGACAACACGCAUUUGUAACGCCCUAAGAGGAUACUCGUUUCAUGGAUCCAUUUUAUGAUAUAAAAAGUGUACAAGAAUACCUGGAUUUGCCAUUUCCGCCUCCUGUGCAAGAUCAGACUACCCGGUGUCACCUGUUACCGCCAGAAAGAAGCACAGUCUAACAUCCAAUAUCGAAUGCGUGCUGCUCAAGUGAUAGCGUGGAAAUCUUCCAGUCGCAGCGCAAAAUCACCAGCAUCCCCAACCUCCUUAAAACAGGUGCUUUUACAGUUGCCUGCAAACGGGCGCCAUCAUCACAAACCCUGCUUCCAUAUCCUAACUAGCAAAUCAACACACAAUCUCUACUUCUAGAGGAUGGCGCUUCGUGACCGCUUUUUCUGGCGGGGCCUAAACAAGUACCCCAUCCAUGUCUGCUUAGCAGGCGGGCCCGUCGUGGUAGAGCUCUCCAUAGACGGCAAGGAACUCAUCCGCGUUG
This is a messenger RNA of Volvox carteri f. nagariensis, 972 nucleotides long. It is a transcript of the gene rps11, whose product is annotated as component of cytosolic 80S ribosome and 40S small subunit. Gene Ontology annotation, molecular function: structural constituent of ribosome. The coding region runs from base 28 to 498 and encodes 156 amino acids. Lineage: Eukaryota; Viridiplantae; Chlorophyta; Chlorophyceae; Chlamydomonadales; Volvocaceae. Gene Ontology annotation, cellular component: ribosome; cytosolic small ribosomal subunit. The transcript is spliced from 6 exons. The record is from RefSeq and is a predicted model, not a curated record. Gene Ontology annotation, biological process: translation.